AUGUCUAAUCUACCCUCCCUCUCUCCUCUGUCUCUGGACAAAACGGAGACAUCCACCAUGGCACUAGUCUGGCAUGGCACGUUCUCAUUCGACGGUGUCUACUUCGCCACAACACCCAGCAAAGACCUCCGCAUUCGCCGGGCGACGCACGAAAGCCUCUGUGACAUUUCCGACCCAAACGGUACAUUCGAUCACGAUCUGGAUUGGUAUCAGGCACAGCUCAUGCACCAUGGCCUGCCCCUCUCAAACAAUCACGCAACAGCCAAGAUGCGCCUUCUCGAAGCCUUCCAAGAUGGCACACUGACGGUACCAAAGGGAAUUUUGAAACUCGAGCACAACCUGGAGAAGGAAUGGAACCGACGUUACUUGCAGACCUCGGGAGCUUUUAUUGAAAGAAAAACCAAGGCUGUGGUGGCAAGUGUGGCCCAGAGGAAGUUGAGAGACAAGCUGGGCUCCCCAUUCCACUUCAAGUUCCAGAACAACGUUGCAGCAGUCUCAGAGAACCGCGGUCUGAAGAGAAAGGGCGAUGUCUUUACUGAUCCGCCGGAACAAAAGAGAAAUAAAUCUCAACACGCAACGGCCAAUACUGCGCAGAGGGUUGCACACGCCAACUAUGGAGUCACCUUGAGCACGCGUUUCAAGGAGCACAGAACCAGUACGGAACAACAAAGCGGAGUGACAUCAACCGGCGACUCAAAGACUGGACUACCAGAAGGUCAGAUCAUUGUGCGCAGCCGAAACCAGGCCCAGACUGGACACAAGGCUGGCCUUGAUGCUCGUGCAGUGGACCCGGGAACGAACCAAGUUGACGGAUCCACUGAUUACUCGGACUUUCCCACACCACCAUGUCCCCAAGUCGAACUUGCCCAAGCACCAGCUCAGUCCAGCCUAACACUGCGAAACGGCACUGUGAGGAUCUACGACGGCAAAUGCGUACUUCACCCACUGGACAGUGAUUCCCAGUACGGAGAAGAUCCUAAUACCGACCGAGACGAAACACUUCCCGUGACCUUUACAUUGGGAGAGGGACAAUGGUGUGGAAUUUGGAUGAACGAAAUCGGAUUCCAAGGAUUCCUGCGAGCUUCCGGGGGUAUCGUCAGCUUUUCGCCCUACACGUGCCGUGCCAUUCAUCACGUCCAUGCCAUUUUAGGAACCGCGUACUUCGAGCUCAUCCAAGAUGACAGAAUCCAACUUUAUAUCGAUUUCGUGGAUUGGGGUACCCUGACGAUGGAUCUUAAUUUCACCGGGGUUGGGGCAGAUGCAUUUGCUCCGGAAUUCUUGAAGAUGCUCGAAGCUGGUUGGGAUCUUUCUAAGCCUGGCAUGACUCCACGGGUCAGUCCAAGCAACAAUGCCCAGUGA
Penicillium brevicompactum is the source of this 1359-nucleotide messenger RNA. RefSeq lists its product as uncharacterized. The coding region runs from base 1 to 1359 and encodes 452 amino acids. The transcript has 2 exons. The record is from RefSeq and is a predicted model, not a curated record. NCBI's taxonomy places the organism in Eukaryota, Fungi, Ascomycota, Eurotiomycetes, Eurotiales, Aspergillaceae.